AUGCAGCUCUACAGGACCAUGUUGACCCAGUACCGGAUCAGGGCCAGGGAUACCAGACCUGGAUAUAACCCGGGUUUGCACAACUCUGACUCUGUGACCAGCCUUGUCGCCAAAAGUUGUCAGCAGAUUAACAAUAGAUGGUCAGUCACCUUUGACCUGUCCUCCAUGUCCUCAAAUGACAAUAUCCAACUAGCUGAACUCCGCAUCCAUCUGCCUGCCUUCACAGAGUGCACUCAAGCUUCUGUGAAUGUUUUCCACUCCCACUGCCCCGGUAUCAAGCCCUGUCCACAGAACCGGCAGUUCCUGGGCUGUCUGAGGGCCCGACCCAGCUCUAUGGUGUCCCCAUCCUCCUGGAAGGUCUUCAACGUGACAGAGAUGCUCCGUCGCUGGCUGCAGGAGGAUCAGUCCACACUGAGGAUGGAGGAGGAGGAGCAGCAUCGGCACCAGGAGGGAGUCCAGCAUCCUACAGUAGACCGGGUCAUGAUGUUGGUCUUCUCCUGGCAGAACCCCGACAGCCAGAGAACACCAACGCUCAUCCGCACAGCAGAACACUCCAAGUACGUCCACCUAGACAGAGAGCGAGGGGGUUCUAGGAGCCGCAGAACCAAAAGGCACCAGCACAGGAACCACAAGCAGAACCACCAGAGACAGGCCCCUCCCAGCAGCAGGUCCACAGAGGAGGAGAGGGCCCUGCUCUGCAGGAAGGUGGACAUGUGGGUGGACUUCAAGAAGCUGGACUGGAGCAAGUGGAUCGUCUAUCCUAAACGGUACAACGCCUUCCGCUGUGAAGGGUCCUGCCCUACACCUGUAGACGAGACCUUCACCCCCACCAACCAUGCAUUUUUGCAGAGCCUGUUCAAACUUCACCAUCCAGAUAAGGUGCCGUCUGUGAGCUGUGUGCCGACACGCCUCGCACCGCUGUCCAUGCUCUACUACGAGUACGGGAAGAUGGUGAUGAAGCACCAUGAGAACAUGGCCGUGGAGGAGUGUGGCUGCCACUGA
Molecule: messenger RNA, 1002 nt
Organism: Sphaeramia orbicularis (orbiculate cardinalfish)
Lineage: Eukaryota; Metazoa; Chordata; Actinopteri; Kurtiformes; Apogonidae
Gene: ndr1
Product: nodal-related 1
Exons: 3
Coding region: 1-1002 (333 amino acids)
Cellular component (GO): extracellular region
Molecular function (GO): growth factor activity; cytokine activity
Source: RefSeq, a predicted model, not a curated record